AGCAGAUAUAGCCCUUAUCUCUGCUCCCAUCAAGUCAGGAUUCUCUAUCCAGGGGCUAUGAUACUCAGAUCCUAAAAGCCCCGUGCUGGUUCUAGGCUUCUUUCCUCUGUCUUCUAGACUGUUGUCUGGUGGCUACAUUGGUACAUGACGGUCCCAACCUCCUCAUCACCCGUCGGCACCCCCAGGCACUGCUACUUCCUCUCUCUAGCCCCGGAAACUGCAGAAUCACCUGAUCCGGAUGGUUUCCCAGCUUAAUCACCAUGACUAAACAACCAAGCUGCCUCUCUGCAACUUAUUUGGAUCCUUAUCUUUUCACACCGCAAGCUUUUUUAUUACUUCUAGCUAUCUUAUCUCCGCCCCUCUCGCCUACCCCUCUCAUUUUAUUUACCGGGACUUAUAUAUGAAGACCUCUGACACACCACAAUCCCCAGAGCAGAAUCCCUACAUUCUUUCUUUGGAGAGACAAGUUAUUCUGGCUUCAACUAGUAUUUCUGAGGCAGCAGAGUAUAAUUCACAGACCAGCUGGAAAUCCUUGGGAACACAGGAGUUGGUUCAUCCCCUCCAGUUGGCGUGACCAGUGGGAUCAACUUCCGCUGGAUAUUUGCUCUGAAGUUUCCAUAGUUUCAAGAUCUUGGGAGAACUGACAUACGGCUGGCAGAAGGACUUGCUCUGCUCAUCAGUGGUCAUCAGACUUCAGCAUGAUCACCUCUAAGUUGCUGGCUUAUGUGGCAGUUUCAGUUCUCUGUGUCUUCAGAGUCAGCUCCCGGGAUACAUUUAUUGCAGCUGUUUAUGAACACGCAGUGAUAUUACCUAAUGCCACCCUGAUACCAGUGUCCCAUGAAGUGGCAUUAGCAUUAAUGAGCCAAAAUCUGGAUCUUUUGGAGGCAGCGGUCACUUCAGCAGCAAAUCAGGGUGCAGAUAUUAUUGUGACUCCAGAAGAUGGUAUAUAUGGCUGGAACUUUAACAGGGAAACUAUCUACCCAUACCUGGAGGAUAUCCCAGACCCUGAAGUCAACUGGAUCCCUUGUAUUAAUCCCAGAAGGUUUGGCUAUACCCCAGUGCAAGAAAGACUCAGCUGUCUGGCCAAGGACAACUCUAUCUACCUUGUGGCAAAUAUUGGAGACAAGAAGCCAUGCAAUGCCAGUGACUCUCAGUGUCCCCCUGAUGGUCAUUACCAAUACAAUACUGAUGUGGUCUUUGAUUCCCAAGGAAAACUGGUGGCACGCUACCAUAAGCACAACCUUUUCAUGAAUGAAAAUCAAUUCAAUGUACCCAAGAAGCCUGAGGUUGUGACUUUUGACACUGUCUUUGGAAGAUUUGGCAUUUUCACGUGCUUUGAUAUACUCUUCUAUGAUCCUGCUGUUACUCUGGUGAAAGAUUUCCAUGUGGAUACCAUAGUCUUCCCAACAGCAUGGAUGAAUGUUUUGCCACAUUUGUCAGCAAUUCAGUUCCACUCAGCUUGGGCAAUGGGCAUGGGGGUCAACUUCCUUGCAUCCAAUAUACAUCACCCCUCAAACAGAAUGACAGGAAGUGGCAUCUACGCACCUGAUUCUCCCCAAGUAUUUCAUUAUGAUAUGAAGACAAAGAAGGGAAAACUCCUCCUCUCAAAACUGGAUUCUUACCCACACCGCCCUGUAGUGAAUUGGACUUCUUAUGCCAGUAGUAUAAAAGGGUUUUCAACAGGAAAUCAGGAAUUUAAAGGUACUGCCUUUUUUGAUGAAUUCACGUUCCUGGAGCUCACAAGCGUCACGGGAAAUUACACAGUUUGUCAGAAAAAACUCUGCUGUCAUCUAAGCUACAAGAUGUCUGAGAAGAGAACAGAUGAAGUUUAUGCCCUAGGGGCAUUUGAUGGACUACAUAUUGUCGAAGGGACAUAUUAUUUGCAGAUUUGUACUCUGCUGAAGUGUAAAACAGCAGACUUAAACAGUUGUGGUGGUGCAGUUGAAACUGCCUCUACCUGGUUUGAAAUGUUUUCCCUCAGUGGCACUUUUGGAACCCAGUAUGUCUUCCCUGAGGUGUUGCUAAGUGAAAAUCAGCUUGCCCCUGGAGAAUUUCAGGUGUCAAGUGAUGGACGCUUGUUCAGUGUGAAGCCGCCAUCUGGACCUCUCUUGACCGUGACUCUGUUUGGGAGAGUGUACGAGAAGGACCAGACAUUAAAUGCUUCAUCAGACCUCCAGGCACAAACACUAGAAAUAAUGCUCUUAGUCAUAAUACCAAUUGUGUGCUCAUUAAGUUGGUAGAAUAUUUCCCUUUGCUCUCUUUUAUUUUGUGUAAUUAAAAAAAUGAUGGCUGAGAAAAGAAGGAUGAAGAUCAUAACAUGGUCUCUUGUACAAGUAAUUACAAAUACAUAUACAUAUAUAGUUCACAGAUUUUGUACACACACACAUACACACACACACACCACCCCUAGAUAAUAGAAGCCAGAUAAACAGUGACAUCACUUUGAAAGGUUAAAAUCUAUAAAAUGAGGGUAACAGUUUUACUCACAAUUUUAGGGUUUUUUUUUUUUUUUAAUUUAAAUAAUUGAAUGCAUUUAAAGUCCUUAGACAAGUUUCUGGAUCAUGGAAAGUACUGGAUAUGUGCUAGCUAUUCACAACUGUAUAAUUAUCACAGUAAAACCAUGUGUGAUAUUUUUAUUGCUAAAAUUACAUCACCUCUGAUUGUCUAAAUUUUUAAACAUCUUCCACAGGCUUAGCCACCCUCCAUAUUUCAAUUAGAAAAUCAGUGAACUCAACAUCAGAUAAUUGGUUUAGGCUUGAUACCUAGCAAUGACGUAUUCUGGAAGGCAGCUGGACAUACAGCUCUAACAACCUGUUAGAAGGCCUUCACUUUUUUGAGUGUUUUUCAGUGCCUCUUUAGUGUUUUACCUAUCUUGUUAGCCUAUAAGCAUAUCAAUAGGGUGGUUCUUUUUUUUUUUUUUUUUUUUGAUAGGGUGGUUCUAAAGCAAACAUUUUACCAAAUCUGUACUGUGAUAAAUUUUUGCAUGGCCUUAGGUUUUUAUGUUUCUAAAAGGUUGAAAAACAAAGAAGAAUCAAAAGAAGAAUAAUAUUGUGUGAUAUGUGAAAAUGAUCUGAAAUUCAAAUUUCAGUCUCCUACCUAAAAGUUAUAUUGAGUACAGCCAUGUUUAUUUAAGUGCUGCUUAUGGUUUUUUUUUAAAUUUAUUUUUUACUUAUUUUCAGCAUAACAAUAUUCAUUAUUUUUGCACCACACUCAGUGCUCCAUGCAAUCCAUGCCCUCUAUAAUACCCACCACCUGGUACCCCGACCUCCCACCCCCCGCCCCUUCAAAACCCUCAGAUUGUUUUUCAUAGUCCAUAGUCUUUCAUGAUUCACCUCCCCUUCCAAUUUACCCCAACUCCCUUCUCCUCUCUAACUCCCCAUGUCUUAUGGUUGUUUUUAUGCUAUGGUAGCGAAGUUGGGUAGUUGUGACACAGGCCCUAUGGCCAGAAAAGCUGCCAUUGCCUUGCCCUUUACCGAAAAAGUUUGUUGACUCCUGACCUGAAGUAUAAAAUAACAGUGGAUUAUAGUAUUGAAAACCUUUAAAACAACUCAGGGGGGAAAUUGUCUUUAAGUGUCUUUCUUGUAAUUCUUUCACAAAAGGAAAAAUAAAAUAUCUUUAUUUGUUUUGUAUGAUAUGCCAUCACACACACAUAAGACUACACUGAUUAACUUACAACCAGAUGUGCUAAGUAAACUAAUACCUUGAAUAAGUAAGUAAUUUUUAUGAACAUUAUUAUUUAUUCACUAAAGGAUACACACUGCAAAGUUUUUUUGUUUUUUUUUUGCAUUUGGUAUGUUCUAAAAUUCCUGAAAGAAAGCAUGUUAGUUUUUAUUUUCAACUUUUUCCUGGAAAUCAACUAAGAACUACUCAUCUGAACAUACUAUCUGAUAUUUUCCCCUGUGACAAACUUACUAGCUUGCCUUAGCAUGAUUUUUUUAAAAGUUAAACAUUACACAUAGUGAGUUUACCUUUUAAAAAUGUUUACUAUGUCCAUGCCCAGCUCUGAUACUAGAUUUCUUUAAGACGUAUGUAUUUUAUGAUAGCUUUGAUACGCUUCCUAACUGUGAUUUUUAUUUGCUCUGCAUAAAACAUUUGUGGUGCUCUUUUAAUACAAACAACCCAGUUCCAAAAAAGAUCAAUGUUCAAAUAUGUUUUCCUUAAUUUCUUUGUACCUUGAUGAAUUUGAGUGGUCUAAAGAGCAAUUUUUGAUACUCCUUCAUUUAAAGAUAUAACUUAUUAUCAAUCUCCUGCUGAUGUAAUACACACACACCCAGACACACACACACAUACACACACACACACACACACACACACAGUGUCUUACUGUAGUAGCUCUCUUCCAAGAUGGUCCCCAGUGAUCCUCACCUCCAGGCUCCAUGGAGAGAAAUUCUCCCUGAUUGUUUUGUUGUUAUUGAUUCUUGUAUUCUUUUUUUUUUUUUCCCUAAGAAAGAGAGAUUAUAGAUAGUGAGCACAUUAGUGGAGAAGGAGAAGGAGCUAAGGGGGAGAGAGAAUCUUAAAGGCUCCAUGCCCAGUGUAGAACCCAACACAGGGCUCAAUCUCAUGACCCUGAGAUCAUGACCUGAACUGAAAUCAAGUCUGAUGCUUAACUGCCUGAGCCACCAGGCACCUGUGAUUCUUAUUUUCUUAUGUAGUUCCUGAGCUUUGUCACUUAUAAUAAAUCUGAAUCCAUUGCCACUUUUACUGUAACACAUAUCUGUUACUCAGCUCUGCUUAAGUGUUCUAAAGAUUUUACUUAUUUGUUCUUUUAGUUUUUUAUCUAAACAGUAUAUUUCAGGUCUCAUAGACCGAAUUGUGUCCCCUCUCAAAUUCGUAUAUUGAAGUCUCAACUUUAUACCUGAGAAUGUGAUUGUAUUUGGAAAUACGGUCUAAGGAGGUAAAAUGAUGGCAUUAGGGUGGACCCUAAGCUAGUAUGACUGGUCUUGUCAGAAGAGGGGAUUAGAACAUAGACAUGCACCAAGUGGAAACUAUGUGAAGACACAAAGCAAGAUGGCCAUCUACAAACCAAGGAGAGAGCCUCAGAAAAAAUCAACCCUGCUGAUACUUGAUUUGUAUUUCUAGCCUCCGGAAUCUUGUAAAUAAAUUUUUAUUGUUGAAGCUAA
Mustela lutreola (European mink) is the source of this 5120-nucleotide messenger RNA. Its product is annotated as pantetheinase. Gene Ontology annotation, molecular function: hydrolase activity, acting on carbon-nitrogen (but not peptide) bonds, in linear amides. The record is from RefSeq and is a predicted model, not a curated record. Lineage: Eukaryota; Metazoa; Chordata; Mammalia; Carnivora; Mustelidae. The transcript has 9 exons. Bases 699 to 2240 code for a protein of 513 amino acids.